AUGUGGCGCAAGGCAGUGAGCAGUAACAUCCCUCUGGCCCGCAUCCCUACAUUGGAUGUCUGUAUAGCUUUGAAAGGCAGGUUGGAGCUUCUGGGGCAAGUGGCUAUUCAGUGUUUCAAGUACUUUUCUGAUAGCAAGCAGUUCACCAAUGAUGAUCGUCGUUGGUCUUAUGUCGAAUAUAUGCCCGCCACUGAGGCCGAUACGAUCCUUGCCGAUCGGCUAAAGAGCAGCGAUUCUUCUAAAAGAUCCUGGGCUUACAGCACUAGACUAAUGCAAGCUCUACAUUACGAUAAGGAGGAGCAUCGACUUUCACAAGUAUUGGGUAGAACUGUGAAGGAGAUUGCCAAUGAACAAAACCCUGUGAGAGGUGUAAAAUGUGAUGGGAACAUUGUGUUAUCUGCCCAUGCCUCCAUUGUGUGGGCCGAAGAGUAA
This is a messenger RNA of Perkinsus marinus ATCC 50983, 432 nucleotides long. RefSeq lists its product as hypothetical. The record is from RefSeq and is a predicted model, not a curated record. The coding region runs from base 1 to 432 and encodes 143 amino acids. The transcript is spliced from 4 exons. Lineage: Eukaryota; Perkinsozoa; Perkinsida; Perkinsidae.